GUAAGCAGCCAGCAGGACUGGCUGAAUGCUGUACACGUGUCACCUUAAUCUUACGUGGCAAGCGGUGGGUUUUUCCCAAAUGCUACGUGUGAGGGCGCAUGCACUAAAAAGUAAAAAGGUUGGUCCUUUAAAUAAACGGAAAAUGGAUAGGGAAUAUCUCAUUAUAUUUCUGAUCUGUAUCCAAUCCUCUAAUAAUCUUGUAAAAUGUCUGCUCUUGUACGUGACGAGCAUGGCAAUCCAAUUCAGCUGACGGACCAGCAUGGAAACCCCGUAUACCUCACCGACGAGCGAGGCAAUCCGAUGCACCUCACCGGUGUCGCCACCGCCGUUGGCUCCGGCAACGUAGUAACUCAUGACACUGCAGUAAUCAAACAGCGCCCGGAAGAACCGUACCAACAGCCGCAACUUAACCGCUCCGGCAGUUCAAGCUCUAGCUCGUCUGAAGACGACGGGCAAGGCGGAAGAAGAAAGAAGAAAGGGCUGACGGAGAAGAUAAAGGAAAAGCUGCCCGGGAAGAACAAAGAACAGCAGAAGGAGGAGCAUUCACACGCGGCUACAGCUACGGUCACCCACGGCGGCGUAACCUCCACUACUACCGGAGGGCUGCACCCGGAGCAUCACGAGAAGAAGAGUGUGGUGGAGAAGAUCAAAGAGAAACUGCCUGGCUAUCAUCACUAAUUACUAUAAUUAAGUUAUCUUCAGAUUAUCAUCAUAUCAUAUAAUAUAUUAUAAUAAUAAUAAUAUAAAUAACUUAAAAGUUGUGCUGUUAAGUUAAUUAUUUCUGUGAGUUGCGUUUAUAGCUUUAAUUAGUUAGCUAGUUAAUUUUGUGCACGUAGUAAUAAAUAAAUAUGAUUUGUAUCA
Messenger RNA from Ipomoea nil (Japanese morning glory), 861 nucleotides. RefSeq names its product late embryogenesis abundant protein-like. The record is from RefSeq and is a predicted model, not a curated record. Lineage: Eukaryota; Viridiplantae; Streptophyta; Magnoliopsida; Solanales; Convolvulaceae. Gene Ontology annotation, biological process: response to water. The transcript has 2 exons. The coding region runs from base 205 to 678 and encodes 157 amino acids.